GGAGAAUCCACGAAGAGAGGAAGAGAGAGAUUCAGCGAAUUAGGGUUUGAAUUUUUAUUUAUUUAUUUUUUUUGGAGCGUCGGAAUUUCGUUAGCGUUUGGUUUUUGUUUCUUUCUCUUCUCCUUAAAUACUAAAUUGUGACAUCGUCAGCGAUCGUUCUCUCUCAAUCUGACCCAAGCUGCAGCUCACCGGAAAGGGUUUUCCCCCCUUGGUUUUAGCAGUCCGGUCAGAGUUCGACGGAGAUUUCUAGUGAGUUUCCAUUGUUUUAGUGAAUUACUACAAAGCUACAAUUGUCUCGAAGAAUGAUUGGCUGAGGUCAUGAGAUGGAAACGACAAGCCAAUGUCGGCUCUGGUGGCCGAUCGACCUCUCUACGGCUGAACCGAAAUCUUCAUUUCUGCUUUUCGGGUGGUUCAUUUCGUCCUCCGACAUUGUAGUGGCUUUUGCACGCGAUCAGAUUUCAUUUUCUCCCGACCAAUCUCGUCUUCAGGGGAUCCUUCGUGAGACAAGUGAAAGCAUGUCUGUGUCACUACAAGACAAAUGCACGUUCUCCCUGCUUGGUCACUGUGCAGUAGAUUGGAGCAUAAAUGGUCAACUGGUGGCUGCUGGAGUAGAAAAAGAUGAUCAAGUGAACUUCUCUCAUGGUAAUGGAUGUACAGAAAGCUGUAGAAAUAUGUCAGGUGCAAAGUACGGACAAUGGAGCUGUGGAUGUUGCAAGCUUGACGGAUUACACCAUUGUAGUCUGGUUUCUGCUGAAGAAGAUAAUUGGAUUGAGGUAGUUUCUGGUUCUCAUGGACGAAGAGGUGGAAAAUUCAACUGGAUCCCCAAAUUGCAUCACAUUCAUAGGAAAGGGCAAACAGUAUCCAAUUUUGAUUUCCACGUAAUUCUCUACGAUAUACCCAUGUUUGGCAGCCACCAUUUUUCAGUUGGGCUUCCGAGUUCUGAGCAAGUUAAAACUCAUUUGAAGAAACCCAAGUGGGUGGGAGAUCUUUAUCGAAAGCAGCCACUCCUUGAUUUGGACACAGUGGUUAUGGCAAUUAACAGUGCUAAUGCUGCCAAAUUAUGUUUUCGAAGACUUGCGGGUUCCACUAGUCCUACAACCCGGUUCCCCAUCUUUGUCGUGUGUAUUACCUUGACAUGGAAAUUAUUGGCCGUGUCUAUCGCUUCAUUGUCCACUUUAUUCUAUCUCAUUUUUAGGUUACUCCAUGUCCUUCUGAGUUCUAGAUCACAAUCAUUGAUGUAUCUCACAUUGGAAAAGGUAUUCAGCAAUACAUUGAGGAAUAUUGAAAUCCGCCGUUCCCAAAUGUUGUAUUGGCCAAUCCUCCUUAAAGAGAAUGUUCUCAGGUCUCAAUCAUGUGUGGACUAUGCGGAGAAAGCUGCAUUACAUAAGCAUUCCAUGUGGUCAAGUGUAGCUGUCGAUAUUCUCUUGGGAUACCUUUUUGGUAUAGCAUUAUUCUUUCAUUCAGACUGUGCUUGCCUUUGGGUUUCGAACUCUGCCAACAACAUUACAAACCAUUUGUUGCGUAAUGGUUGCGCAUGGUUGAUGGGAGUGCCUGCGGGUUUCAAGUUGAACACUGAGCUUGCAGGAGUUCUGGGGAUGAUUUCUCUCAAUGCUAUCCAAAUUUGGUCUACUCUUUGGUUCUUUGUGGGUUUCCUCUUUAUUUAUUUUGUUCAAGGACUUGCCAUAGCAGGGGUUCUUUUUGGCCUUACCACACCUGCUGCUCUGGUUAUUGACAUGAUUUUACUUUCAAUGUUACACGUGUCAACUCUUCAUUGGUUGAUCUCAUAUACCUACUCUCAUCAGAUACAAGCAAUAGCAGCUUUAUGGCGUCUUUUCAGGGGUCGAAAGGUGAAUCCUCUUCGUCAGAGAUAUGAUAGCUAUGAGUAUACCGUGGAGCAACACAUAGUUGGUUCUCUUCUUUUCACGCCUCUCUUACUUCUGCUACCAACCACUUCGGUUUUCUAUAUUUUCUUCACCAUAUUGAUGUGUGCCGUCAGCUGUGCCUGUCUAGCUAUCGACAUCCUUAGAUCUAUCAUUCAUGCUACACCUUACAUCAAAAUUUUUCUCUGGUUGGUGAGGCCGAGAAGAUUUCCCUCUGGCAUGUGGUUUGAAAUCAUCUCUUGUAGGAGUAAUGCUGGUCCUAUGGACGUUGGACGUUGUAGUGAUGCUUCUACACCAUCUGAAAAGUCAUGGAAAAGAACAGAUAUAUGCGGAAGUCGGUCCAAUGUAUUGGUUUCUAUUCUUCAGAGCAACUUUUUGAAUAUAGGACAAAUUGUCUGGCCUCAUUAUAGAAAAGUGUUUUCUGAAAUUUCUGCCCCUUUUGUUGCCUCAUCAGCAUAUGGAGUUCUCACCGGGAGAAGUAUUCCAUCUACGUUGGGGUCUGGUCUACCUUCAACAAUGCCAUGGAUGUCCAUCCCAUGGAAAGAGUACUGGCGUAUUUGCUAUGAUGCAGUUCUUGGACGCGAGUCAGAUCUUCACCGUGAUUAAUUUCUUCAAGCUGAUACCCAUUUUGAGUUUUUCUUCUCCCCGGCUAUUUUUUGAUUCUUAAUUUGUAAAUUCCUUUCAUUGAUAGUUGACGUGUAGGGAUUGUUCUUCACAUUUUGAGGUAGUGCAGUUUUUUUUCUAGCUACAGAGUGUACUUCGUGAAUGUUUUUUUUUCUUCAUUUAUGACAAAGAUGAUGACUAUUGCUAAGGCCAUUGUAAAA
Messenger RNA from Rhododendron vialii, 2704 nucleotides. Its product is annotated as N-acetylglucosaminyl-phosphatidylinositol biosynthetic protein gpi1. Gene Ontology annotation, cellular component: membrane. Gene Ontology annotation, biological process: GPI anchor biosynthetic process. Bases 324 to 2486 code for a protein of 720 amino acids. The record is from RefSeq and is a predicted model, not a curated record. Lineage: Eukaryota; Viridiplantae; Streptophyta; Magnoliopsida; Ericales; Ericaceae. The transcript is spliced from 9 exons.